AUGCAGUUUCCCAGCCACGAUGUAGACGCCGCCAGACGAUGGCUCCUAGCACCGGCUAGCAAGCAGCUCCUAUCCAAUCUUACGCCUAGCAGUAGUCGCUUAGCAUACGAUUGGACGCCUCUAGAAUCAUUGAUCAUGGGGGUGGUUGGCCUGACCAGAGAGUUAUUUUAUGCUUCCUUCGCAGAUGCUUGCCUGACCAUCCUAGGCGGGAAGCAAAACGUGUCAAUCGAACUACCUCAAGACGCCAGACGUCGAAUAUGCUUUUCUGUUGGCACAGAGGCUUUCAGCGUCAUACUAAGAAUUACGAAGGUCGCAUGGAAAGACGUUAUGCGGGACUGGCUUACGGCGGCAUUGAUAGCCUUCGCCCCGCAGGCCAUUAACAUUUGGAGGUCUCGGGAUUGGAAUUGCGCCCGCAAAGUUUCACAAAAUAGGCAGGAGCCACAGACUCUGCCAGGUGAAUACAAGACGGCAUCUAUGCAUUGUGCGAGCAGCUCAUGCCUCGUAGACCAAGGACGAUCUUCGAGUAACGAGCAGAAAUCGCAUUUCUCAGUUGCCGUGGAGAAUAGGCGGGAGAAGCACCAAGAACCCGAAUAUGUGACGGGAAAUCAUGAUGAGACGGAGUGGGACUACAAGGAAGCUGCAAUGAAACAAAAAGAAAAGCGGGCAGUGUUGGACAUUUCAUAUGUGAAGGCACUCAAAUUGGAUGAUAUGGCUCAGCGUGCUGUACUGCAAAAUCCCGCGAAUCGCCAGGUAGUUAUGGAUCGCGUACGAUGCUCGGUCGAAGCACGGAGGCAGAUAAUUGAUUUCCAUGCAUCUAUCCAUCGGUCUUCUACUCCUGCCGCCUCGAUCGACAUCGACAACAUUCUUCUGUCAUUCAACGGUCUCCUUAAUCAUCAUUCGAGAUCACUUGCAGGCACAAAGAUUCAUACGGUCAAGAAGAUCAUUGAAGUUGGUAUUCUGUCGAAGUUAGACACAGACUUUUCUUACCAGACCAAGAAAGAUGGUAUAUCAACACUGGUUGCUAUGAUGACAAGUAUCCUGGCUAAAGGCGGUGAUGGCGAUUAUGCCUCAGUACUCGAAGACGAACAACUCCCUAACGUGCUUGGUCAAGCUAUCCUCGAAAUUGCACAACUGAUGUCAACUUUUGAUCGCGAACAGCUGGCUAAGGAGAAACAUCUUCUUCAAAUGAUUUCUAGUAUCAAAGACUUCAAGUAUCAGGGCCAACGACCUUGGGAAUUGCUUGAUGAAUUCGUGUCUCUUUUCUCGAGGACGUAG
Messenger RNA from Mollisia scopiformis, 1275 nucleotides. RefSeq lists its product as uncharacterized. The transcript has a single exon. Bases 1 to 1275 code for a protein of 424 amino acids. The record is from RefSeq and is a predicted model, not a curated record. Lineage: Eukaryota; Fungi; Ascomycota; Leotiomycetes; Helotiales; Mollisiaceae.